CGCAUGCGCUGUACAUCUGCAUAGUGGGGCGACGCAACUGUCCCACUCAUAGCUACAGAUCAAAAUAGCUGGUUAACAGAGAGAAAAAAGCUCUUGGAGUUGGAUACGCUUCCUUCUUCAACUUGCAUUCGUUACAACCUGUCUCACAACUCCGUGGACACCCAGACAAAGAAGACAAUCUAAACCGAAACUAUUGACACAAUUACGCCGUCAGAGACUACAAAUACUAACUUCUCAAGCUCAGUCCAAUGGCGGCACCGUGUGUUACCAAGGUGGAGCUGACAGUCUCCUGUGAACAUCUGCUGGACUUGGAUGUGAUGUCAAAAUCUGACCCUCUGUGUGUCCUGCUUAUGAAUCCAUCUGGAAACCAGUGGUUUGAGGUUGAUCGCACAGAAAGAGUUAAGAACUGCCUGAACCCAAAAUUUGCCAAGAAGUUUGUCGUCGACUACUACUUUGAGAUCGUUCAGAAACUCAGAUUCAGCAUUUUUGAUAUCGACAAUAAAACCAUUGAUUUAAGUGAUGAUGACUUCCUGGGUGAGGUGGAGUGCUCUUUGGGUCAGAUUGUUUCCAGUAGCAAGCUGACGAGGCCUUUGGUGCUAAAAAACAAAAAACCUGCAGGAAGGGGAACUAUUACGAUCUGUGCAGAGGAAAUCAAGGACAACAGAGUUGUGAAUUUUGAGGUGGAGGCUAGAAAACUGGACAAAAAGGAUUUCUUUGGAAAAUCAGACCCCUACCUGGAGUUUUACAGGCAGACGGGAACAGGCUGGCAGCUUGCACACAGAACAGAGGUGGUGAAGAAGAACUUGAACCCCAGCUGGAGACCUUUCAAAAUCCCUCUCCAGUCUCUCUGUGGUGGGGACAUGGAGAAACCGAUCAAGGUCGAAUGUUACGAUUAUGACAACGAUGGAUCUCAUGAUUUAAUAGGGAUUUUUGAGACCACUUUGAAACGCUUGCAAGAGGCUUCUCGCACAUCUCCGGCAGAGUUUGAGUGUAUAAACAGCAAGAAAAAACAGAAAAAGAAAAAUUAUAAGAACUCUGGAGUCGUGAGUGUGAAAGUUUGUCAGAUUACCAGAGAAUACACUUUUCUAGACUACAUCAUGGGAGGCUGCCAGAUAAAUUUCACUCUGGGCAUCGACUUCACAGGGUCAAAUGGUGACCCCAGGUCACCUGAUUCCUUACACUACAUCAGUCCUCAAGGUGUGAAUGAAUACCUCUCAGCCAUCUGGUCAGUUGGGCUUGUGAUCCAGGAUUAUGACAGUGACAAAAUGUUUCCUGCGUUUGGGUUUGGUGCCCAGAUACCACCUAACUGGCAGGUGACGCAUGAGUUUCCUCUCAACUUCAAUCCCUCAAAUCCAUUCUGUGCAGGUAUUGAGGGUGUGAUACAGGCCUACAGGAUGUGCCUUCCUCAGGUCAAACUUUACGGCCCAACAAACUUCGCCCCCAUCAUUACACAUGUGGCUCGUUUCGCACAGGAGGCGUUACAACAGAACACGGCAUCGCAAUACUAUGUUCUGCUGAUAAUCACUGACGGAGUGAUCACAGACAUGGAUCAGACACGGACAGCCAUAGUCGCUGCCUCCCACCUGCCCAUGUCUAUCAUUAUUGUGGGCGUGGGCAAAGCCGACUUCACAGACAUGGAGAUUCUGGAUGGAGAUGAUGGACUACUGAGGUCUAUUACCGGAGAGUCUGCCGUACGCGACAUUGUGCAGUUUGUGCCCUUCAGAAAGUUCCAGAACUCUCCUAAAGAGGCUCUCGCUCAGUGUGUUCUUGCGGAGGUUCCUGGUCAGGUCGUCACUUUUUAUAGCAUGAUGAAGCUUCCUCCUCCAAACAGUAACACUCCAGCAGCCACUCAACAGGGGCCGACACAGAACUGAGGGGCCCGUUCCGUUCCCUUAUACUACACAUAACUCCCAACUGAAGAACUGGACACACCUCCAUUUUGCUGACCUAACACUAUGCUUUCUUAAAGAAACACCACCUUUAAAAUGAUACAGCUGCCUUGCACAAGCCUUAUUUCUUCAAAGUGAUCUUCUAAAUGAAAUACUUUAUUAUAAGUCUUGUUAGGACUGCAUACUUAGGAAAAGUAAGGUUGAAAGUAUCCUCAAUGAUGAAGAAAUAUUCGGGUAGAAGGAGGAAAACUAUCCCUGUUAAAUUCCAGGAAACUUUGCUGAAGAAAACAGUGUUGCAGGUGAGAUGGCAGAACACAAUGGCGGUAUGAAGGUAUUUAACUCCUCGUGAAUCUUGUUUACAAGUCAGCAUUAUGAUUUUUUUUUUUUUACUAUCAUGCCAUUCUCAUAUUUUAUGCAUUUCAAAUGUUUUAUAUCGGUAUGCGAUUUUUCUUUAAACAGUGCCUGACUCACAAAGCAUUUUGCAGAGCCACAUUGCCAUGUGUUUUAGACACGUAACAUAGAUAGUAAUAAUGUGUCUGUAUUGUGCCCAAUUGUUUGUUGAUUUACACAGAUUAUGCUUUUAUAAGCCAAGCUUUACUUAAGGCCAGACUGCAGAUAAAACUAAAGACAUUGGAACAUUGCUUAGACUCAUCUAAUAGAUUCAGUGUUGGAUAUAAAGUUAAUGUAUACAGAUGAAAGCUACUAUCUAGCUACUAUCGGGCCGCUGAAUGCGCUGUGCAUGAAUACAGAAAAAUAAAUAUGCAAAAUAAUCAACUGUUCAGAUCCGUAUUAACUAUGUUUGAGAUCUAAGACUAUUUUGUUUGGUGUAAGAUGCUGUCUUACAAUACCACCACAAGCCCUUAGAAGCAGUUAAUUAGAUCAUCAUAAUUAUAUUUUAAUUUAUAUAUAUUUUUUUAAUCAGACAACUUGUGCUUGCAUGUAGGGUACCUUGUGUAAUGUCAACACUAUUGUAUGUGCUUUUUUUAGUGAGCACCAUCUCUGUCCCUGUAGCAUGUUUUGUGCCAAGUAAAUAAUAAAAAAAAUAUGUAAACAUA
Messenger RNA from Myxocyprinus asiaticus (Chinese sucker), 2944 nucleotides. RefSeq names its product copine-3-like. Gene Ontology annotation, cellular component: plasma membrane. Gene Ontology annotation, biological process: ERBB2 signaling pathway; cellular response to calcium ion. The record is from RefSeq and is a predicted model, not a curated record. The transcript is spliced from 16 exons. Gene Ontology annotation, molecular function: receptor tyrosine kinase binding; calcium-dependent phospholipid binding. Lineage: Eukaryota; Metazoa; Chordata; Actinopteri; Cypriniformes; Catostomidae. The coding region runs from base 249 to 1874 and encodes 541 amino acids.